AUGAGGACAUCAACAUCACUCAUCGCAGCCGCGAUCCUCGUCUUGGCCUCCCUCGCACAAGCACAACUCCCCACCCCGACAGAAGGGGCCGGUUUCCUACCCCAACCCCCCUCUCAACCCUCAAUCGCAGGCGGAGCAGGCCCCUUUGGCGUCUCCUCCCUCUCCCGUUCCUCCUCCUUCAAUUUCGACCAGGCAGGCCAAGUAGCCCAGACCACAACCUACCAGCCUCCUGGCCCCUCCUACGCUGCGACGAAUGUGGCGGACGGUAACUACAACACGAACACGGAUACGACGACUAUUGCCAAUGGCCAGGACACGGCAAGGACUACCCUGCCUAGCCUGACCAGCAGCUCCACCGCGACGGCGAGCGCCGUCACCCCGAAUGGGGCGAGGGGACAGUGGAGCGCCGCAGCAGUCGGGCCUGUCGUGGCGGCAGGUAUUGCCGCUGUCAUCGGCGCCGGGCUGGUCAUGUGA
This is a messenger RNA of Jaminaea rosea, 474 nucleotides long. RefSeq lists its product as hypothetical. NCBI's taxonomy places the organism in Eukaryota, Fungi, Basidiomycota, Exobasidiomycetes, Microstromatales. The record is from RefSeq and is a predicted model, not a curated record. The coding region runs from base 1 to 474 and encodes 157 amino acids. The transcript has 2 exons.